This is a messenger RNA of Xenopus laevis (African clawed frog), 4269 nucleotides long. RefSeq names its product casein kinase 2 alpha 2 S homeolog (gene csnk2a2.S). Gene Ontology annotation, biological process: regulation of cell cycle; regulation of chromosome separation. The transcript has 12 exons. Gene Ontology annotation, molecular function: protein kinase activity; protein serine/threonine kinase activity; ATP binding. The coding region runs from base 174 to 1223 and encodes 349 amino acids. Gene Ontology annotation, cellular component: nucleus; protein kinase CK2 complex; cytosol. The record is from RefSeq and is a predicted model, not a curated record. Lineage: Eukaryota; Metazoa; Chordata; Amphibia; Anura; Pipidae.
GCUGUUGGCUCAUCUCUUAGUGCCUGUUUCCUCCUUGUCAGUCCCGGAAGCCGCUGAACCCCCGGCCAGGCCUGGCUGCGCUGAGUGCGGCCGCCCACCUCCUCCUGCGUGCGGCUUCUUGCCGCCUCCCUAGCCCCGGGCUUAGGGGCCUGCUAACUCGAAACCCCGGAGCCAUGCCGGGUCCGCAGGCCGGGAGCAAAGCCCGUGUGUAUGCCGAUGUCAACAGCCUGAGAAGCCGCGAGUACUGGGACUAUGAAGCGCAUGUUCCCAAUUGGGGAAACCAAGAAGAUUAUCAGCUGGUUAGAAAGCUUGGACGCGGCAAAUACAGUGAAGUGUUUGAAGCUAUAAAUAUCACCAACAAUGAGAGGGUCGUGGUUAAGAUUCUGAAGCCUGUGAAAAAGAAGAAGAUAAAGCGAGAGGUGAAGAUCCUUGAAAAUUUGCGUGGUGGUACCAACAUCAUCCGACUCAUAGACACCAUUAAGGACCCUGUGUCCAAGACUCCAGCCCUUGUUUUUGAAUACAUCAAUAAUACAGAUUUUAAGCAGUUGUAUCAGAUUCUAACGGACUAUGAUAUCCGCUAUUACAUGUAUGAGCUUCUCAAGGCUCUUGAUUACUGCCAUAGUCAAGGAGUUAUGCACAGAGAUGUGAAACCACAUAAUGUCAUGAUUGAUCACCAGCAAAAAAAGCUCAGAUUGAUAGACUGGGGCUUGGCAGAAUUUUACCAUCCAGCACAGGAAUAUAAUGUCCGUGUAGCAUCACGAUAUUUCAAGGGCCCCGAACUGCUGGUGGAUUACCAGAUGUACGAUUACAGCCUAGAUAUGUGGAGUUUAGGCUGCAUGCUGGCCAGUAUGAUCUUCCGGAAGGAACCCUUUUUCCAUGGACAGGACAACUAUGACCAGCUUGUCCGCAUCGCCAAAGUUUUGGGUACAGACGAGCUGUAUAGCUAUUUGAAGAAAUACCACAUAGAGCUGGACCCUCAUUUCAAUGACAUCCUGGGACAACAUUCAAGGAAACGCUGGGAGAAUUUCUUACACAGUGAAAACAGGCACCUGGUGAGUGCAGAGGCUCUUGAUCUGUUGGAUAAGUUACUGCGCUACGACCACCAGCAGAGACUGACUGCACGUGAGGCCAUGGAACACCCAUACUUUUAUCCUGUUGUAAAGGAGCUGCAGGCUCAGACAGACAGCACUCUGCUUCCUGGCAGUCUGUCAGCAGCUCGAUGAGGACUGGGGACUUGUGGUCUUUAUAUCUUUCAUGUUCUCAGGAAAUCGCUGCUGUUCUCACCAUGUUUCCGUGAGCAGAACCAGACGACGCACUGGAGCAAAUUCUGCUAGUGGCCGCAGUGAACAAGGGCAGCACAGGGGCAGUUGUAUCUGCUGGUCCCAAGAUCAUCAUAACCCAGAACGCCUCCUCACUUUACUAACCCAGACACCUUGAUGGACAGGUUUUCUGUGCUGACCAUCUGCAUCUGCAGAGACACAUCCACUUAUAGAACCUGUGCACUCAGAUGUUUGACUGAGGGGCCCAAAGCCAGGCCUUUUCCCACCUUUCCUUACCUCUGAAAGCAGGAAACUGCUUACCUAUACCUUGGUUAACCCUUUGCCUUCUGGACAGAGCUUCCUUUAAGGGGGUUUCAGGUAUAUUUUUGCAGAUGUUUAACAAGAAUUUGCUGAGCCUCUAUGAUUAAAAGAAGCCGGCAAUAUAGUUUAAAAAGCAUUGAGGAAAUGCAAACCUCUGCAGAUAGCCUGGAAUUGUAUGGUUAUAAGCUUGAUGUUCUGUGAUAUGGAGUCGUUUGUUACAGGGUAAUAUGUAGGAUGCAACAGAAUCAACCAACCUGUUUAAAGUCAGCAAUAUACCCUCUGCCUAAAGUAAUAUUUGUGUAUGUGUGUGUAUAUAUAUGUAUAUAUAUAUAUAUAUAUAUAUAUAUAUAUAUAUAUAUAUAUAUAUAUAUAUAUAUAUAUAUAUAUAUAUAUAUAUAUAUAUAUAUAUAUAUACACAUACAUAUAUAUACAUAUAUACAUAUAUACACACAAAUAUAUGUAUACAAAUCUCAAUAUACAGGCGCAUUUUGGGUUAUGUGGCCACAAAUUAUUGCUCAGGGAUCUUGGCAUUCUUUUCAUUACUUAGUCUUUCUGACAAAGGUGCCAUGGUCCUCUGCAGAGCCAGCAAUUAAUAGUCACCAUUCAGCUUGAUUUUGUGCAAGCAGUGCACAAAAUCACAUCCCAGUAAUAAUUAUUGAACUCUAUGGCAAGUUGCCUUUCAAGUUUGUGUUUGUAGAGAAAUAUUUGGCACCUGCAUAACCAAGGCAGAGCUCCAGACUUAUUAUUUCUGUUUGAUGUAAACCUGAGGUUACCAGAUUAUGUGAUAAUAUGGGGACUACAAAAUCCAGCAACCUGCAUUUAUUAGAAUCAUCCUUCAUUUUCAGGUGAUCUGGUAACCCUAUUAUAGACAUAUUAAACAGUGGGCCUCUGGACUCAUUUCUGGAGAAGAAUAGCCUGGUUCUGUUAACCCCAUUAUUACUAGAACAGCCUGUAAUCAAGUGCUGAUUCUCUGCCAUUAAAGGGUUACAAAUGUCCCUGUGGGCUUUAAUAUGAUUUGGUUCUUCCUAGACAAGUGUUACAAAUUUUGAUCAGUAGUUUAUCAGUCUUUCUAAUAGAAGACACAGGUAAUCAAUAAACUUUUUGUUGAUGGAAGACUACAGUAAAUUCUACUUCAUCCAAUCCUCCAAGACAAAUGUUUUAAUUUUAUCUCAAUCUAAAGGGCUUCACUUAAUUUUAGUGGCCAUGAAUAAGAGAUUAAGUGAGAUUCUUUAGAUUUUGUUGCUUAAAUCUCACCUGUGCUGUAUUUUGUCCACAGUGUGCUGUUACAGCUUCACCUUUGUCUUGUCAUGUGGCCUAACCCAGUCUGGAGUUUCUUCCAUAACACCAUUUAUUGUGUGUUUAAAGCUACCUCGGUGAAAGCUCGGAUGCAGGUUGGAAUCUGCUGCCUGUGCAAUGCAUUCUGGGCUUCAUAGUCCAGUUCUGAAAUAGAAUUAUUUGGGGGGAGGGAUGAUAAUAGUUAUACGAUAUUUUGUCAUUCCUUUAUAUUUUUUUUUUCCUUUAAAUUAUUAUCUCCAGUAAGGAAAUGGUGUGAGCAGUCUACUGGCCCCGAGGCACGGUUACUGUGUAUAUUAAAUCUGGCAACAUAUUAAGCCCUUCAGUGCCAAAGGACCUGUCCUGCGGGUCUCGGGCAGUGAGGGAGUUGGAGGUCUUUCUGUUUGUGGUCUGGUAUUUGGUUUAUAUCCAUCUCAGGUCUGAAAUGGUAAGGUUUGCAAACCCAUUGUAAACCAUACCAGUUACGUUGGUAACAUGAUCCCAAAAUAAACGAGAAAAUAAGUUGGGCUUCAGUUUUGCUAUUUAUGUUUAGUUUCAGAGGGGCUUGCACUGUAUUGCUUGUUAAAACAAUACACUUGUAGCCUAUUUUGCUCUGAAGGAUUUAAAGAUUUACCCUGGUAGCUAUGAAGUUUUGGGGCUAUACACCAAUUACUGCUCCUUAUGGUUGCAUAAUAGUUGUAUACCCUGUUUUAUUCUAAACUUUGUGUCUCUCAGGUGGGUAGAAGGAAAUCCUUUUUAUUUUUCCAAACAUCCUGAAAUCACAGCCGCAAGGAAAAGCCCUAAGGGUGUUGGGUGUUAGGUUCUCACUUGGCUCCCUCCCCCAUGGCUGUAUGGAAUCCCACCCACUUGGAAUACAGUCUAUAAAUACCUCUGGUCAGCAGUUCGGACUCCAACUUAUUUAUAUUUGGAUAUAUUAUGUAUGUAUGUAUGUAUGAGUGUCACUUUGUCUGUCCACAUUUGUGGAUGAGUCUGUAUGCAAAGAAAACAUAGCUGGGAACUUACUUAAGCAAUAUCUGUGCGUGUAAAGUGACAACUGGCCAUCACUCUUUUUAGGUAAUAUUACACACAUCACCUCGUUGCUUCUAGUAUUAUGGUGGUUCUUGAAGAAAUAUCCACCGCAAAGCAGGCCAAGUUUUUUUUUUUUUAUUUCUUUCACAGUGCUUCAUUAACAUCAUGGUCCCUUGUUUUGUAAGAAAACAAUGAGUGACAUCCCUUGUAGGCCCUAUAAAUGAGUUUUUAAACUUAAAUAUUUUAAAUAUGUUGCCAAAUAACACCAAGUUAUACAUUUGCCACCAAUUCUGCAACGUGACACCUUACUUUCUGAUCGCUUUCAUUCUCGUCAAUCUACAAGGAAUUUGAGUAUAGUGAAUAAAGUGUUGUUUACGUUAGACCUAAA